This is a messenger RNA of Cyprinus carpio (common carp), 1771 nucleotides long. RefSeq names its product D-amino-acid oxidase. Gene Ontology annotation, molecular function: D-amino-acid oxidase activity; FAD binding. The record is from RefSeq and is a predicted model, not a curated record. NCBI's taxonomy places the organism in Eukaryota, Metazoa, Chordata, Actinopteri, Cypriniformes, Cyprinidae.
ACAUAGGAACAACUGCUCACGUUACAACUGCUGGAAAAAAAAGGAUUAUUGUAAAGUUUCUGCUGGCAUCUAUGUGAAAAGUGCCGUGUUUUGAUAAAGUUUCACAAAUACCCAGAAUUUACCUUUAAGUUAAUGCAUCCCAGAAAGUAACACAGAUUGUAAAACGAUUUGUUGCCACCUACAUGGAGUAACGAUGUAACACAAGUGUAUGAACGAAUCUUUUUGGUGAACAAAUUAAAAAGAUUCGAAUCACUAAGAUGAAUCAAAACGCCAUCCACUACGGCUGAAUUUGGAAUAGCAUACUAGCAAACUAAACUUACUAUUUCUACCAUGUAAAAAUAGUAAGCCUAGCAUUCGGCAUCCAGCCCAUAUACUGAGCAUUCUCGGAAGGCCAACAACUCACGAAUAGCGCCUCCUUAACGUCACAGCUGACGUUACGUAAUGUGGCAAAAAGUUAAUUUUUAAGUUUUGCGCCCUAUCUGCUCUUGCUGGAGAGAAGAUAAAGACGUGUUUAGGACAACGUCGAUCUCUUUUUGAAGGUAACAAGACAAAAAAGUUCGUUACCAGACAUGAGGGUGUGCAUCAUUGGAGCGGGGGUCAUCGGCCUCUCCACUGCUCAGAGCAUCUACCAGCACUUCCACGACAGGAUCGCCCCUCUCACCAUAGAGGUGUAUGCCGAUGUCUUCACUCCACUCACCACCAGCAAUGGGGCAGCUGGACUCUGGCAGCCGUAUCUCUAUGACAAGGGGAAUGUGCAAGAAACUAAAUGGAACAAAGAGACGUUUCAGUAUCUACUAAGUUGCCUUAGCUCUCCAGAUUCUGUGAGAAUGGGAAUCUUCCUCCAGUCUGGCUAUAAUCUGUGCACUGAACCCCUGCCGGACCCCUCAUUUAAAGACACUGUGUUGGGCUUUCGCAAGCUGACUCAACGUGAACUAGACAUGUUCCCAGGAUACAGUUUUGGGUGGUUCAACACUGCUCUCAUGGUUGAAGGAAAAACAUACCUGCCCUGGCUUAUGGACUGGCUAAGACAAAGAAAGGUCAAGUUUUAUCAGAGGAAGAUUGGUUCAUUUAAAGAGCUGGCAGACAUCGGUGCUGAUGUUAUCAUCAACUGCUCUGGUGUCCGAUCAGGAGACCUUCAGCCUGAUCCUGAGCUCCAGCCAGGCAGAGGACAGAUCAUUAAGGUAGACGCUCCCUGGUUAAAACACUGGAUCCUUACACAUGAUUCCUCAUCAGGAGUUUAUAACUCACCGUACAUCAUUCCUGGGAGUCGUUUAGUCACUGUGGGUGGAGUUUUCCAAAUAGGAAACUGGAAUCUGCAGAACAGUUCUGUUGACCAUAAAGGAAUCUGGGAAGCUGCCUGCAAGCUUGAGCCCAGUCUACAGCAUGCGCGGAUAGUAGAGGACUGGACUGGUCUCAGGCCUGCACGCAGCAAAGUUAGACUGGAGAGAGAGACCAUACGAUCUGGACCAACCUCAUUUGAGGUCAUUCAUAACUACGGACAUGGAGGUUUUGGACUGACCAUCCAUCGUGGAUGUGCUGAGGAAGCUGCUCGUCUCUUUGGUCAGAUCCUGGAGCAGAAAGGCCUGCUAGCACACUCUAAAUCACGUCUCUAAUAGAUCUAUGCCUCUGGAUAAUGUUAUCUAUCAAGUUUUAUUCUCGCUAAUCUAAUAACCAUGGUCAUACAGAUUCCAAGAGGUAAUGAAUCUCCAGAACUGAAUACAUUUGUCUUCAUUUAUCCGCACUAAUAUAUAAUAAAGAUACAUAUACUCAC